This is a messenger RNA of Thecamonas trahens ATCC 50062, 3924 nucleotides long. Its product is annotated as nephrocystin-4. The record is from RefSeq and is a predicted model, not a curated record. The transcript has a single exon. Gene Ontology annotation, cellular component: ciliary transition zone; cytoskeleton; non-motile cilium. NCBI's taxonomy places the organism in Eukaryota, Apusomonadida, Apusomonadidae. Gene Ontology annotation, biological process: protein localization to ciliary transition zone; negative regulation of canonical Wnt signaling pathway. Bases 1 to 3900 code for a protein of 1299 amino acids.
AUGGAGCUCGACGGAGGUAGCCGUGCGUGGCAGGAACAUGCGCGGCGAGUGGCUAUUGUGCCGCUGGAAGCAAGUGGCCCGCGUGGCGAGGGCUCGGACAUGACCGCGUUGGAGGGCGGGGCGCGAACGGUGGUGGUGACCGUCGGCUCGUUGGCUUCGCUGCCCAAGCUCCCACCGCGGCUAGAGGCUCUGUACUCGCCGCCGAUUGUGGGCUCGGUCUCCAUCCGGGCUACCGUCUUUGAUGCGCUCAACUCGCGCUUUGUCGGCUCGACCUUUGUCUCGCCCUCGGCGCCGCUGGCCAACCCGGGCUCGCGGCUCGCCCUCGACAUACCGGUGGUGGUCCACACCGAUGUUGUUGAUGUCCGCCUGCUCCUGGUUGUCGAGCUGGUCAUGGCCGUUGUUCAUCCGGACCCGACCGAGCCGUCCGAGGUGGCCACAACCGAGUACGGCCUCGGAUUUGCCCUGCUCCCGUUCAACGCUGACGUGCCUGUCGGCCGCGACCGCCCGCUCGCGCCACUGUACGCGGGCACGCCGCGGGCGCUGGCGUCUGUUCCUCUGGCAUCGGUCCGCGCCCUGCCUGGUAUUGCCUCGCUCUCUUGGGCCACGCUUGCUCUCGACCCGCACGUCACCGGCGAGCUCGGGCCGUAUCUCCCGUUCCACCACCUGGUCUCGGCGAGCUCGACCGUGCCCGGCAUCGAUCUGACGUCGAUUCCGCGCCCGCCGCGCCCGCUUCCGUACGAUGGCCUUGCCAUUCUCUCGCCGGCGGUUGCGCUCCCGCACAUGUUCGAGGACCUGUUUCUUGCGCGGGUACGCGCUGCCUACGCGCAUGCCCACAAUGUCGACGCCGCCACGCUCGGCGCCUUUGCCAUCACUGAGCGCCGGCUGCGUGUCGGCGUUCACAACGGGCUCAAGUACCUCUCGCCUCCACUGGUUGUCUCGCUUGAGAAGGUUGCCUCGUCGGGGACACUCGAGUUUGGCGGCACGCUCCUGCUUCCACUCGUUCCGCUCGACGGCGGCAUCGCGCUCGUCACCGUGCUCGAGCUUGUUGUCCAGCGGCCGCCACUCAAGCUGACUAAGAAGGAGCGCAAGCGGGCGGCCAUUGACGCGCCGCAGGCGACCAAGUCGUACGGCAUUGCAUGGGCUCCACUCCUCCUCUCGUCGCCGGGAUCUAAUGGCCUCCUCCACGGCGAUGUCGAGGUCCAGCUUGUUCCAGGCCCGUCGCACAACCCGGACUCGCGGCUGCUGUACACUUGCCUUGCCGACGCUCAUGCCAGUGAUGCGUCGGCGGCGAGCAACGAGCUCGCCUUUCGAGCCACGCUGGUGCCGGGCGGCGCCGACGACCUCCCGCCUGGCGUCGACGCUGCCACGGCGACCGAGGCCGAGCUCCCGGCGGCCGUCGACCGCAAAUCGUCGUCCAAGCGCUCGCGUCGGCGGCGGCGCUCGUCGCGCAAGGUCCACGAGAACGAAGAGCUUGGAGCUCGAGGCAGCGAGUACGACUUUACGGGCGCACCGGUUCCACUCGACUACCCGGCGGCACCGCAGGCGCAGGCUUUCUCUGCCCGUCCGCCGCGGCCGGCGGCGCCGCGGGCCCAGAUGCGCGAGUCGCGGGUGCUUGGACAGCCUUUGCCGCAGUCGCACGGGAGCUCGGCCAGCGCGGGCGCCUUUGCCCACCUCACCCGUGCUGACAAAGCCGCCCUCUUCCGGGCCGGCUUCCCGGAGCUUGUGGACGGUACCGGCGCGCCGGCCGCCAACGUCAGCGGGGCCGAGCCCGGGCCGCUGUCGGCAAGCGAGCUCGCGCGAGAGUCGAGCGACGUCAACAACGUCUCGACCGUCCACAUCCAGUUCCUGGCAUAUGCGAGCGAACCCGGCGCCGAGCGCAUCGGCGCUGGCUCUCGGCUCUACUUUACGCUUCAGUUUUACUCGUUCCCGCUCACCGAGACGCAGCAGGUGGCUCUGGGCGCCGAUGGCGAGGUGCCGGAGGACGGCCAUCCGAGCGUGCUGUGGAAGAUGAGCAGUGGCGGACAGCGGGGAUCCAUGCCCGGGCUUGACCUUUCGUUCUGCGUUGAUCCCGGGUUUAUGCGGCCACAUGAGGCCGGCGCGCUCGCGGGCUAUCUGGCGACCAAGGCGGUACAGAUUACGGUAUGGGAUGCAGCCUCUCGGAUGGCACUUGGCGACGUCCAUGUUCCGCUUCGGGCGCUGCUGCGGGCCGGGCGGUCGGCGGUAGCGUUCACCGACAAGGUGCCUGUGGUGUACGAGACAGAAAUCGAUGAGAGUCCGGCUGCGGCGACGCGCGGCUUCCUCUUUGUGCGGCUUGGCAAUGUCGGGUCGAUGUCCGAGGGUGAAGCGGUGGGCCCGUACGACCCGACGAGUGUGGCUCCGGCCGGACUCAGGCCGCCGGGCUCGGGUACGGUGUUCGAGGUGGCGCGGCCGAUGCGCGAAGUCGACGAGGAGCUGGACCUUGUGCUCAAGCAGCGGGCAGCCAAGGACGGAUCCAGACUCGACUCGCGGCUUGACGCGGUAGACAAGGCGCUGGCAAGUGCAAUGGGCCGAAGCGUGCUCGAGGCGCGGGCUGGCAACGCAGCGGAUCUCAAGACCGUGGCGCUCUUCCGUGAGCGGCGUAAGCGGCUGACGCUGUUGUCGAAGCUCUCAGCGGCGCUCACCGCCGAGCAUCGACUGUAUCCGGUGUUUGGCGAGACGCUUUUCUUCGAGUACGAGCUGGUCAAUCCGUUUGACGAGCCGCAGGUCUUUGCGGUCGCCCACGAGGUUGAGAACCUGACUGUGGUGACCGACUACAACGAGUGGCUCCAUUGCAAGCGCACGUUUGGCGUGGACACGCCUGCAGAGCGGCGGUACAUGGAAAAGGCCGGCGGAGUGGUCUCGAUCCACCUCGACCCACACGAGCGGGUCUACAUCCCGUUUCGGUACCAGGCGUGGGACGAGGUGCAAGCCGAGCCGUUUACCGGCAAGGUCGAGUUUGUGGACGCGCGGGGGCGACCGGCGGCUGUGCUGCAGUUGCACGUCGCACCGCAGGCGACGCCGGCCGACCGCACGCUUCGGUUCUACGGGGCCGAGGGCGAGUACCUCAAGCGGACGCUACCGCUGCUAGGUGUCCCGCGGAGCGCGGUCAAGUAUCUCCGGGCCUCGCGCGAAGAUGUGGUGUGCGGGGUGCGGUCCGACCCGGCCGAGGUGUACUUUAAGCUGGCUGUCGGCGCUGCGCCGUCCAAGACCACGUUUGUGCUUGUGGUCUACGACGACGAGUACAUGAUCUCGGUCCACGGAGUGUGGCGGGUCGAGGUGACGGCCGCAGUCCGCGACGACGUCGUGGCAGUGCUCGGACAAGAGUCGACGCGGAGCCUCGCGGUGCGUGGCGGGAGCCACCCCCGGCAAGUUGCGCUCUAUACCUCGCACCCGUCGAUUCUCCGGCCCGAGGCGCCUUGGGGCGAGGCUGCGUCGCUCACUGCCAACGCGCUCAACGAGGUCGGCCUGGUGUUCAAGCCGGCAGCACCAGCGAGCAUCGGUGUCGUCGCCCACAUGGUCGACGUCGAGCGGCGCGAGGUGGUGGGCGCGUGGAUCGUGCACGCCGCCGGCAAGCAGCCGGUCCUCUCGAAGACCUUUGCCGUCCGGCUUGGCCUCGACGUCGGGUCACGCAAGCACGUCUCGUACCGCAACUCGUCGCGGAGCGUCAAAAAGUAUGCGCUCCACACCUCGCGGCCCGAGCUCGUCGAUGUCGAGGCAGGCUCGGAUGAGCUGGUCAUCGGCCCGGGCGAGUCGGGAACCAUCGCCCUUGUCUUUCGACCGCAGCGAACGUCCAUGGCUGGAGUCCGGGUCUUUGUCUUUAUCAAUGAUGCCGCAUCCGGCAAGAACGUCGAGUGCCUCGGCAUCGAUCUCACCUACGGAUAGGGUAAGUAAAGUUGCCAGUGCCGA